AUGCAGACCCACGGUGUGCCAUUUGCGCCAGACCCUACGCGUCAGUCUGCGAAUCGACUACGGGUACCGACGGUGGCGACGAACCCCGCAGCGCAGGUGCCGCCACCGGCCCCACCGCAGGGCCCGCACCACGACACCACGGUGUACCAGGAAGCACGACCCGCUGGCGACUUGCGCGUGCCGCGGGAAACCUGGAACUUGCAGGCUGGGAGCCUCGAGAACACCUUCAAUGCUGGGGGCGCUUGGCAACCUCUGCAAAGUGAGGCAGUUGGUGCCCCCGGCGCGUUCUUCGAGCCGGUGUCAUCGGCGGCGGCCCGUGAUAUUGGCUUCAGUAACGUAAGACUGCGUUCGGAUAGCGCUGCUUACCAGCAACACGGGAAGAACAUUUACGGACAGCAGUAUUGGAACCAAAUGUUUGGCAGUGGUCAAGCCCUGACUUCCAUGGUGAGUCAGUUUGCUCGCGUGGCAUGGAUGAACAUGAGCGGCACAUCGCCGCAGGCAACCCAGGGAGCCAGCGUGUCUCCGGAUGCCGGCAUCUGUCCACAGAGUUGGGCGUUUUACGGAAUCCCAAAAGUUUAUUUUCAGGUCGAUGUGGGAUACGUCAUGCGAAAGCUGUUGAUUCUGUUUUUCCCUUUCUACCACCGGUCCUGGUCUCGAAAACGAAAACCGAUCGAUCCGUUUGUGAACCCGAUGGACCCGGAUGCAGCUAUCCAGCAUACGACGCAGCGCUUGCUUCCACCGAGCGAGGACCCGAAUGCACCCGAUCUAUACAUUCCAGCGAUGUCGUUCGUAACCUAUGUGCUGCUUGUCGGCUUGCUGCGUGGAGCGGAGGGCAAGUUUACGCCUCAAGCUAUGGGCGAAUGGGCAUCGAUGGGCCUAAUUGUCAUCGUUUUGGAGGUGUUGCUCAUCCGUGUGGCGCUCUUCCUAGCGCAGGGUCCGUCGGUGCCAUGGUUCGAUCUGAUCGCAUAUUCGGGGUACAAGUUCGCGGGGCUCGCCUUUGCGACCGCGUCUACGCUUUUGGCUUCACGGCUCACGCAUGGUCGAACUUAUGUGUCAUUAGCAGUGUUGCUCUAUGUCUCCCUGAUGAUGGGUCUAUUCUUACUUCGCUCAUUCAGAAGACUGCUCCGUUCGGAGAAUCCAAGCGGGGAUAUGUCAACGAUGGCGGCAUACGAUCCGACAUCAUGGGACACUCAGCAAGCUCGACGCAACUAUGUGCUGCUCUUCAUCGCGCUGUUGCAAAUCCCCAUCUAUUUGCUUCUUGGCGUGCAAACCUGGCGUCAUUUAUAG
Messenger RNA from Cyanidioschyzon merolae strain 10D, 1287 nucleotides. RefSeq lists its product as hypothetical. The coding region runs from base 1 to 1287 and encodes 428 amino acids. Lineage: Eukaryota; Rhodophyta; Bangiophyceae; Cyanidiales; Cyanidiaceae. The record is from RefSeq and is a predicted model, not a curated record. Gene Ontology annotation, biological process: endoplasmic reticulum to Golgi vesicle-mediated transport. The transcript has a single exon. Gene Ontology annotation, cellular component: Golgi membrane; COPII-coated ER to Golgi transport vesicle; endoplasmic reticulum-Golgi intermediate compartment.